AUGGAUCCGUUAAGCUUGGCCGCCAGUAUAGCUGGUGUUGCUACAGCUGCAUUCCAAAUCAUCGGAUACCUAGGAACUGCCGCAGCGGGUGGUAAAGAACGGCUUGCACUUCUCCAGGAACUGUCGAACUUGUGGAUUACCAUUACAGCCCUCCAGGCGCAAAUCGCCCCCGAUGGGAAAGUCCUUGACAAAGACCACUUCCCACCACAACUACUCUCACUAUUUGACUCUGAUUCCACCCUUAAUGAGUUAGAGACCCUGGUCAAAGAAGUGGAGGGCAAAUUGAAGCCCAGAUCGGCUCGUGGAAGUAUCCGACAGACUCUGGCAUGGCCGCUGGCCAAGUCGGACGUCAUCCAAAUCAUAGAAAGAAUAUCCCGAAUUCAACAGACUUUGCAUUUUGCACUCGAGCAAUCUAAUUAUGCUCUCAGCCAGGAGAUCUACCGUGAUGGCCAAGCGGUGAAGACUAUCAUCGAUGAGGCUCGGAUGAAGGAAAUGAUUGACUGGGUAUCACCAUUAAAUUUCGUUGCAAAGCAGAGCAUUCUUUUCAAGGAACAACAUGAUGGAACAUGUAAAUGGUUUCUAGAAUCUGAAAAGUUCCUCAGGUGGAAAGAAAGUGAAAAUGCUUUGCUAUUUUGUCCAGGUAUUCCAGGGGCGGGGAAAACUCUCCUUUCAUCCAUCGUGGUGAAUGAGCUGGAUAAACUUCGACUUAGUGAAAAAGGCGGAGUCAAAGGUGCCGCAAUUCUUAUGUUAUACUGCAAAUGGGAUGACUCGCAGUCGCAGUCGAUCGAUGGCUUGCUCGCGAGUUUGAUCAAGCAACUGGCCCAACGUUAUGGCAUCGUUUCGGAUGGCACUUCGAAGAUGUUUUCCAAACACAGUAAAGCAGAGACGAGUCCCUCGCGAGAUGAAUAUUUAGCAGUACUCAACAAGGAGCUGGCGAACUUUCCAAAGGCUUUCAUAAUUGUGGAUGGUCUUGAUGAGCUGCGAGAAGAGAGAGGGAGACUAACUCUUAUCGAGACUCUCACCUCUCUCGAUAUUAGCCUUAAUAUCAUGGCUACCUCAAGACCUGUUGAAAACAUCACCAGACACUUUGCUAAUGAUUUGAAUAUUUAUUGUGACAUCUGUGGUAAGACAAAUCAGAAUUUUCAGUAUCACUGCGGUGACUGCGACGAAACUAUUCGAAUUGUUGGCUUUGAUGUCUGCGAAGAAUGUUACGAUAAGGGAGAGCGAUGCGGCAACAACGGGCACAUCAUGACCAAGCGUUUCAACAGUAGCUGGAUUGAGAUUGCUGCUAUGGAGCAAGACCUCUUGGUAUAUGUUAAAUGGCGAAUUGGUUCUUCGGAUUUUCUUCAACGUUGUGUCGAGAUGAAGACAGGGCUAAUGGCUAGCAUUGUGGAAAGAGUUGUCAACGAAAAUGAUGGGAUGUUUCUUUUAGCGAAAUUCAACAUGGAUACACUUGCUUCCAAAAUGCGCCCAGGGGAAGUUGUGGAUGCCUUGAAGGUUUUACCAAAGGAGCUCAGCGGAACUUAUACGGAUGCAAUGACACGCAUUGGCGACUUACCUUCAAGUCACAAAGCCUUUGCCAUGGACUUCCUCGGUUGGGUCGUUUUUGCUGAGCGCCCCUUGGAAUGUCGAGAAAUUGAGCAUGCAAUUGCUGUUUCUGCUGGAGAUCAUGAUGUUGAUCCCGAUAAUAUUAUUCGUGUUCAAGUUCUUGCUUCGAUGUGCGCCGGCCUUGUCAAAUUUGACGAAUCUGACUGUGUCCGGUUGGUUCAUUAUUCUGCUAAGAACUACUUCUCUGAGGUCGAGAAUCAGGAAAAGUGGUUUCCCGAAGGCGCAACCAAAUUGGCAUCAACAUGCCUUACUUAUCUUUUAUUUGAUCCCUUCCAGUCUGGUCCAUGCUCGGGACCCUCCGAGCCCGCUGACUUUGAUGAGAGGCUUGCAAAGUACCCACUAUUAAAAUACGCAUCAGAAUAUUGGGGAGUGCAUCUUCUUCAAUCUCCACAAGAAGCACUUUUUGAUCAAGCUCGCACCCUUCUAACAGAUCCCACCCGAUUUGCCUCUAUAUCUCAAGCUCUGUGGUACGUGGAUGAAGAAGAUUCUGCGAGCUGGACUGGCAAGGAAGGUAGCACUCCUUUGCACCUUGCAGCACAUUUCGGGCUGAAUAGAUUGGCGAUCGAGCUUCUUCAAAAUGGAAUUGACCCAAACACCCGAGAUAUUAACGGCGUGACACCUCUUGCUAUUGCCGCUGCCCGGGGCGCUACUGAAGUUGGCGCUACUCUAAUUCAGGCCGGCGCCGACAUCAACUCUGUGGACAAUGUUGGGGGAACUCCACUCCACGGUGCCGUGACUCAUUGUGAGAAGGAAAUGGUUAGAUUAUUACUGCAGCAAGAAAAAAUCGAUGUCAAUCUUGUCGCCACAAGGGAAACUCCUCUCAUGAUAGCAGCCUAUGGAGGAUAUCUCGAUAUCAUCAGGCUCUUUCUGAAGUGUCCAUCCCUCGAUAUCAACAAAAGAUCAACACGAGGCACCACGGCUCUUAUGAGAGCUGCGCUUUAUAAUGAGAAGGAAGCGGUGGAUCUUCUUCUGACUCAUCCUGAUAUUGAUAUUGAUCUUCAGGAUGUCGGAGGCUCUACGGCUCUGUUAUUGGCCGCGAAAGAUGGAGACCGUCGAAUUGUGGAAGCCCUCUUGGAUCAUGGUGCAGAUACUGAAGUUCUUCAGGAUGGAUCACAAGGAACUGUCCUCAACCGAGCAAUCGAUUAUAAUCAAAUCCCUGUCGUUAGAUUACUACUUGACCGGGGGGCGAAUGUUCAUCACAAGGAUGUGUUAGGACGAGGAAUGCUUCACUCCGCUGCCAUCAAUGGGUGCAGCGAAAUCAUUCAGAUUCUGCUUGAGUUUGACAAUACUCUUGAUGUGAAUAUGCAAGACGUGGAUGGCAAGACCACUCUCCACGACGCAGCCCGCGCGGGAUCGGAAGCGACCGCCAGAGUUCUACUCGAGUACGGGGCCGACGUGACAGUGAAAGAUAGUUAUGGCCGAACCCCUGUUUACGUUGCCCGAGAAACAAAUAAUAUGGAAGUCUUGAAGUUACUCAGGGAAGCCCGAAGAGCAAACAAGGAAAGAGAGAGGCCCUGCGAAAGUGAACCUGGUCUACCAAAACGCACAGAGACUGGCACAAUUAUCCAGUUUCCGGUACGCACAGAUACAGAGAUUUCAGUCAACACUCCCUUGCCGAUUUGGGCACUUGCAAGUUCUGAAUCUAUCGAAGAGUUGAAGUCCAGACUUCUUAACUCGACGAAGCUUGAAAUCAACGCACAGGACCCGGAUGUUGGAGAUUCUGCACUCCACUACAGUGCUACUCGCAAUAAUCCAGAUAUCACACGUCUUCUCAUUGAUCAUGGAGCAGAUUUGGACAUAAUGAACAAAUACGGUCGCACGCCUUUACAUCUAACGUCGCUUUACAACAGCAUAGAUGUUACCCCAGUGCUCCUGGAUGCGGGGGCUGAUAUGGAAUUGAAGGACCAAUGGGGCGAUUCACCCUUGACAACGGCAAUGUACUACGAAGAAAGGAUCAGCACCAUGUUGGUGGCACACGGAGCAAAUUUACCCAAGUCACGACGAGAGUUGAACGUCUUGUUGGAACAGGCUGUUGUGUUCGGGAAUGAAGCAGCAGUUCGGCGACUAGUCGCAGCUGGUGCUGAGAUUUUGAGAAAGGACACAUUCGGCCACACACCAUUCACUUUGGCGCGAGUUUAUAACCAUGAAGAAAUCGCAAAGCUUCUAUUGGAACUAGGAAAUCUGUCCGAAUCAUCAUCACCAUUCGAAGAAUCAGAAAUACCAGAGACGGAGCUCCACUCUGUGACGACGCCAGAGGAGAAUCAUAUGGAUUCCCUCCAGAUAGGGUCCGUUCAGAAACCAGUCGAUACACCUACUGAUCUUAAUCUAAAUGAGCCCCCCUCACCUGAACUCUCUAUGAGCGACUACACCGGAAGAAAAAGAUCGGAUUCAAAUAAUCUGCAGAUUCAAGCACAGGAGCCAUCUGCCCUCGAUAUUUAUGCUAAACAUGAACCAAAGGUGAAGAGCUUGCCAAAGGUAUAG
Penicillium macrosclerotiorum is the source of this 4089-nucleotide messenger RNA. RefSeq lists its product as uncharacterized. The coding region runs from base 1 to 4089 and encodes 1362 amino acids. The record is from RefSeq and is a predicted model, not a curated record. Lineage: Eukaryota; Fungi; Ascomycota; Eurotiomycetes; Eurotiales; Aspergillaceae. Gene Ontology annotation, molecular function: protein binding. The transcript is spliced from 2 exons.